AUGACCUGCUCUUGGAAAAUAUUUUCACCACACCCGUCAGCUCAUAUCCUGGUACAGUUAAAGGGAGUUUGGAUAGGGGAUGACGACUUCAUAAGCAUAUAUGACGGCCCUCUCCAGAACCUGUCCGCUGCCCUUGUAUACAACUUCACCGACCAAUCCGGCAGUACUGAUGUAAAGGACGCGAGGAGUGGAAAAGCGUUGGUGGUCUUUACAUCAGGGAAUAAAAAACAGAAGGGAGAGAGAGGUUUUACCAUCUUUCUGUUGGCUAUCACUACCGCAAAGCCUACAUUGGAUUGUCAGAACGAAACAUUGCUGGCUACUACGAGUCCAAAGUUUCUGACGUCACCAGGAUUUCCAGAUGGAUACCCGCCAAACAAGACCUGCUUUUGGACAAUCCAGGCUCUGUCGAAAAGGCACAACCUUUAUAUAGAGUUACUAUUUCAUGAUAUUGAGGAGGGAGACGAGGACUGCAACUAUGACUACGUGAAAGCCUACACCAAAAAUAAAGAAAAUUCAACAACAACAACUGUUUUUACAAAGUGUAAAAGUAACGUCUGGGACAACUUGUCUUUCAACGUGACCGGGAAGGAGGUAUUCCUGGAGUUCUUCAGUGAUGUUUCCGAGACCCGGACAGGAUUCCUUCUUCAAUACUCGUCGGUACGAAAACCUGGGACAGUCACCAAACCAAAAUCUCGUACGAAAACGAAGGAGGUUGUAACAGAAAAACCAAAACAGGUUACAGUAUCUACUCUUGAACCGGAAGAAUCCAAAAUUGAUCCACUUGUGUCUCCUCCAGUAUCACGGAUAGAUGUGAUUCCCUUACCUCCCCUGUCACUGCCUGCUAUUGAUUAUUUUCUAGCACCAUGUGGUAUGUGUUGUACCUACUCAGGCGUGGACUGUUUCCAGGACUGUUUCUUAUGCGAUAGGCAAUCCUGGGAUAUCUUAAUGUAUCCGGAUGUCAUAAACAACUUCAAUUUGAACCUGUGGUAG
This is a messenger RNA of Ylistrum balloti, 990 nucleotides long. RefSeq names its product deleted in malignant brain tumors 1 protein-like. NCBI's taxonomy places the organism in Eukaryota, Metazoa, Mollusca, Bivalvia, Pectinida, Pectinidae. The transcript is spliced from 9 exons. The record is from RefSeq and is a predicted model, not a curated record. The coding region runs from base 1 to 990 and encodes 329 amino acids.